Messenger RNA from Amoebophrya sp. A25, 4415 nucleotides. NCBI's taxonomy places the organism in Eukaryota, Dinophyceae, Syndiniales, Amoebophryaceae. The record is from the annotation of a GenBank genome assembly.
CUACUUCAAAAGGGCUACAUACGCAGCGCUGUGGGCUAUGGUGGCUGGCUGGCGACCGUUUUUCUCCUAGUGUGGACAGGAAUUCUUCUUUUUCUGAGUGUGUUGUGGCGGCUGUCUUCGCAGAAGUUUGCGUGGUUUCUUUCGAGCCUGUGGUGGCUCGAUCCCUGCCGGAUCCACGAUGUGAACACGGGUGAGUGUCAAACGGAUCCCGAGGUGAAAUUGAACUUCCAGUUCAUUUUCAUUAUCCUUUGGGUUGCUUUCUUUGCGCUCGUCUCGGUCUAUGUUCGCUAUCGUCUCGAAUUCUUCAAUUACUGCAUGCAGGAGGUACCUCUGCAAGAGGCAACCUACGUCGCCAUUGAAGAACAGAUUUGGGAAUUGCCUAUGGCAGGGGACAGCAGAAAAUCCUCAGCCGACGAAACAGCGAGAAGGAGCACGGCUCCUGAUUCCGAAGGAGAAGGUGGCGCGGCAGGAGAUGAAGAGCAAGAACAGGACAAUAAGCGGAGUGCACCAAAUAGUUCUACUUCAACCAUCAAUACACACGACAUACAGGCGGAGUUUUCACCUCACGAUGUGAAACCCAAGAAGCAAAUGGUGAGUCGUCGUGUGCUAGAGCAGUGCAACGUGAAGCAUCUUGGCACUGACGAGAAGUAUAUCUACUUCCAACUGACGAGACUGCUGCUUGCCGAUGCAACGCCACUUCUGGAAGAGCAAUACAGAGGGCGAAACCCUCACAAGGUAGUUGCGUUCCAGAUGCCUCACAAUGACGUCUUGGAGUCCAGUCUUACCGACGUCGUUGCGAGCGGACAAUAUCGAGAAAAAGUGGGAAGUGGAAGUUCUACUUCUACAUCCAGGGGCGGCCUGAGUAGUGACGUCGUGAAGAUGGAUCGUGCACUUCGUGGAGCGAACGUUAUUGACAUCAAGGUCCCGGCUUUCGGUUGGUGGUUUGUAAAAGAGGCUGUACUUGUGGUGAACAUUUGGCAGAUCAUGCGGAACAUCGCGGUGGCUUUCGAUCAAACCGUAGCGAUGGUGUCGAUCCCAGUCUCUUUGAUGGUUGUGCAGCUCCUCCUCAUGGCUCGCAGUAAGCGCAACGCGAUGGUGCAGAUCGAAGAAGCGGCUGCGAUCGAGCCCCUUCGUUUGCGUGUGUAUCGUCGCGGUACACCUGAAGGCGAAAUUUCAAUGGACCGCUUGCGUGACGAGACGAAGCUCGACCUCGACAAGCAAAGAGGCAAGAUGAAAUGGAAUACCAACGUGCUCGCUGCCCCACUCCGUGACUCAAUCGUGCCCGAGAAUUCAGAUACUCGUAACAAAAUCACUUUGACAUAUUAGAACUUGCUUAUCUGCUCGAAGAUCAAGAUUUUUCUUCUGCAGGCUGCUGGAUUUUCUUGCUCUUGCCUCAUAGAUUUAGAUACUUAUAAUCUUAAUCAAUUGAUUGCUAUUCCUUAUCCUGUCCGUCGUCCUAUUGUUCGUAAUGAAAAUGAUUAUCAGAGUAGUUUUUAUGCUCUCUCACGUGCUCGUACUGCUCAUGAUACACCUACAUCUUCUAUAGUACACCAGUUAAAAAAAAAUUAUUGUACUACAUAUGAAAAAGGUGCUAGCGCGUCGACGAGAGGACCGACCGCGGCGCCUGCGGCUGCAGAUGGUCGAAGCACUCGACGGCAGCUGCGGGACCAGAAUCUCCGUGAAGCGGGUGUUGGAAACUGGCAUUGGGUGAACAGCACUCAAAUCGUACCCGGUGACAUUUUUGAGGUUCCAGACGGCGUCGGCAUGCCAUGUGACGCCAUUCUGCUAGAGGGAUACGCGUUGAUGAACGAGGCAGAUCUCACAGGAGAGCCUAUGCCAGUGUCGAAGUUUCCGAUUGAGCCGUCGGAAAACAAGUUGAAUCUCGCUAAGCACGGCAAGAAACACUACCUCUACUGCGGAACUUCUGUGCUACAGAGCGUUGGAGGAGGCGAGGAAGAGGAAGGAGAAGGGGGACGAGGCACACCGAGAAGAACAACCAUACGGGCAUACGCCGACGACCCGAGUCCAGAUUCUAAUCCUCUCAAAGCUGUUGGCCUUGCAGUUCAAACUGGAACCGGUACGGACAAUAUAGUAAGUACUUUGUGGGAAAGGCACGCUCAUUGGACAUUGAUUUUCAUUUACAAGAACUUUGACAGCCCUGCCCCCUAUGGCUAUGUAUAAUCACGUACAGGAUAGAACUUCUGCUGCCACUCCACCCCUGCAGCAGGAGCAGUACCUUUUUCAACACCGAAGCUGAGGUCUCGAGCCAUGUUUCACGUCGUGCGAUUACCAAUACUUCAUCUGCGUUUCUUAUCCUACUCCACCUCGUCCAUCACACUUACUAUACACCAGGUACCACAAAAGGUGAAAUGAUUCGGAGGAUUCUAUUUCCGUCUCCGGUGAGGUAUAAAUUCUCGGAGCAAUUCAAUACCUUCCUGUUCACCGUCGCUGCUCUGUACAUUCUCAUCUACGCUAUCCCGCAGAUCAUUCAGGCAAUGCGCGACAAAAACGGACAAAACAUCUUUUUCACGGCCAUGGUAAUGAACUACUCAAAACGUCUACUUAAAGUUAAAAAUAUAUGGUGCUUCUAGUUCUACAUAAAUGCAAAAUUCGAUUGUUUCGAUGAUCGCUAGCUUUUGCUUUCAUUCCAUGCUUGAUGAGUUUGGUUUGGGAUUACGUACAAAUUUUGUGAUUUCAUUAACUUCUAUGUAAUAUAAUCGUUACAUCAUCAAUUCCGCUCAGGUCCGUAUGUUCUACGAGGGUGUCAGCACGGCUUACCUCAUUGUCGCGCCGACCUUGUUGCUGUGUCUGAUGAUUGCCCAGAAUUCAGCGGCUGAGCGAAUGUUUAUGAGUCCCGCUCGUAUAAAGACGCUGGAACCAGCGCGAUUGUUAAUGGCGGGCGAGGUGAAGGUUCAGUGCCUCGACAAAACCGGAACCAUUACGGAAGAUGGUCUAGAUCUGUCUGGCACAAUGCCAGUUCAACAAGGAGCAAAUGGCUCUUUGCAGCUCGGGGAACUCGCACGGAUAGACGCGGGUCCGGAGGGUAAGAUUUCCGCGCCAACGCGUGAGAACCUUUUCUCGGUAGCAAUGUCAACCUGCCACACCGUGAACAAGGGCCCUGCUGGAGAAUUACAUGGAAACUUGGUUGAGGCGGAGAUGGUUCGGAAGACGCUUGGAGCCGGUAUGAAUUUCAACCGGAACAAUUCAGACAAUAGUGUCGACUAUUUCUUCUCGCGACACGCGGCCUCGGGUACUGGUGGUGACCAAGGAGCAUUGUCCGGCGAAGAGCAGCGUGCUACAAAUGCGGCGGAUGUUCCGGUUUACGACGCCAGCGACGUGUUGUUUCGGACGAUUCGGCAGUUUGAGUUCGACCAGCAGGUACAACUCCAGAGUGUAGUAGUGGACUUGCUGAACGGACGGACAGCGUUGAUCACCAAGGGGAGCUACGACUCAGUGUCGAAGAUUGUUCAGCCGGAAACGCUCCCGGAAAAUAGUGCGCCGACCUUGAAAGCGCUGGCCAUGGAGGGCUAUUACGUUUUGGCCUUUGGAUACCGCGACCUCAGCUCCCGCGCAGAGGCGAUGCAGGCACCACGGGAAUCACUCGAGCAGCAAGAAAACUUUUUGGGUUUUGUGCUGUUCCGGAAUGAGAUGAAAGUGGACAGCGUAGCGGCAAUUAUGGAGCUCAAGCACGGCGGCGUCGAACCUGUGAUGGUAACUGGGGACAACAUUUGGACAGGGAUUCACGUCGCCGAAUCAGCAGGGCUAAUGCCACGGAGCGCUUUGUUGCUCGCUGCUGAUGUCGAAACCGUUUUCACGGCGAAGAAGUCGCUGGCGGCUGCAGGUGCGAGUAAUACGACCGGAGGUCCGCCAGGCGCGAUACAGGGGUCGACAUCGUACCCUCGAGAGAUCGUGUGGCAGUACAUCCGUGAGGAGGACGCGAAGUAUGUCCCCGCCUGGGUGGAUCUGUUGACCAGUUCCGGUGCGCCCGGUUCCGAAGGUUGCACUGACUACGGCGCCAGUCUUCGAUUUUUUGGCACUUCCGCGACCAGCACUGGCGCUUCUUCAGCAUCGCCUUCGGGCUCACCUGGUGGAAGGAGGAGGACCAACUCCGCAGACAAUAACCGAGCGGUUGCGGCCUCCUUUAGAAGUCUUGGAGGCGAGACGGCGGCGUCAGCAGCGUCGAACAGACUCGAUGAGCAGACAAAGCGCCUCGUCGAGGUUCCUUUACGGCUCGGACCUACGCAGAACUUCGAGCCUCGGUUUCGCCCGGCCUCGCGACCGCUGUUGCAGUUCAGAGACGCGCGCCGAGACAAUGCGUGCGAAGCAGACCAGGAGUGGAUCGAAACCUCGAUGCAAGGCAAGCGCGUGCUGCAGCUCCUGCCACCUGGCACGCUCCGAGGCGGACCAGCGGCGCG